AGAGACCAUGCAUGGGUGCACCAGACCACUAGGCACUGGCACUCACAUACAUUCUCCAGCUGCAUACUUCACACUGUACUCAGCGCGUGCCAUGGCAACCUGCAGGAGCCUUCUCAUGGUCCCGGUCACUCUCUGCUUCUUCCUCCUCGUGCUCCCAGCACAGAGCAAGGAGAACCUUGCCGUCGUCAUCUUCUACGGCACAGCCCGAUGCAAGAGCAACCCCUCCAAGAUCAUCAGCAAUGCAACCCUGCAUGUGACCAUCAAUGGCACCACCCUCGCCACCGGCAAAACGACGAGCAUGGGCCGGUUCUUGAUGGCGGCGAGGGUGACCUCAAAAGAUCAGCUCAGCUCCCUGGUGAGCAAAAAGGCGGUCAUCACCGCUCCUCGACAGGCGUGCGGCAUGCCUGCAGCGUCCGUCGCUGCGAGGAAGCUGGCUGCACAGGCGGACCUGAAUGGCCACAGGAUUCUCGCCGACAAUUCUGGCGACUUGGUUGAUGAUGAUGAUAUCCGGGAGAUAAUUGAUCUGCUCGGUGACCCUACAGUCCCCGAUCCUAUACAAAGACUCAUUGAUGAUAUCUUGAGUUCGGGUGAGACUAGUGCAGGCUAUAUGGACAAUAUCACCGUCUUCACUGAUCAGGUGCCAGUGCCGGAGGUUGCUGCCUUCUGGAAUUUCAUUGAGAACAGUGGAUUGGACGCCUCUGUUUUCGUGGACGUCCUCAACAACUUCGUGGGCAUACCCAAUAUUGAGAGGAAUAUUUAAGGCAUUGUUUGGAUAAAUCAAUCUUAAUACACAUAGAUUGAGAUGGAGAAUAAACACUACCACAUAAUGAGUUAUCCCAUAUGGCACUAUCACCAACGAUUUUAGGUAAACUGGCUGUAAUAUGUAUCAUCGCCGGUUCUAAAAUAAAUGGGGUUGUGGGAUGUUA
This is a messenger RNA of Setaria italica (foxtail millet), 926 nucleotides long. RefSeq lists its product as uncharacterized. Lineage: Eukaryota; Viridiplantae; Streptophyta; Magnoliopsida; Poales; Poaceae. The coding region runs from base 8 to 760 and encodes 250 amino acids. The transcript has 2 exons. The record is from RefSeq and is a predicted model, not a curated record.